Fragaria vesca subsp. vesca is the source of this 1737-nucleotide messenger RNA. Its product is annotated as galactose oxidase-like. NCBI's taxonomy places the organism in Eukaryota, Viridiplantae, Streptophyta, Magnoliopsida, Rosales, Rosaceae. The record is from RefSeq and is a predicted model, not a curated record. The transcript has a single exon. The coding region runs from base 1 to 1737 and encodes 578 amino acids.
AUGGCUAAAUUAUCCUCCAUUUCCUUCAUUCUCUUCUCCCUUGUUCUCUUCGUCUCCUCCUCCUCUGUCAGUAAUGAAACGGCGGAUGAGACGUCCGCCGUUUCCGACCUAAGAGGAGGAGAGUGGGUGCUGCUUCAAAAGAGCAUUGGAGUCUCGGCAAUGCACAUGCAGGUUCUCAACAACAACAGAGUCAUCAUCUUCGACCGUACCAACAUCGGCCUCUCCAACCUCACGUUCCCCGACGACAAAAAAUACUGCAUCAACUACACCAUCCACAGCAAACCCGAAAUCAUAACAGACUGCACCGCCCACUCUCUCUCCUACGACUUCGCCUCCAACACCUUCCGCCCCCUCACCCUCCGCUCCGACACGUGGUGCUCCUCCGGCUCCGUGGACCCCACCGGAACCCUAGUCCAGACCGGGGGCUUUGGCGGCUCUGGCGACCGCCGCGUCAGGACCUUCUCGCCGUGCGAGGACGACACGUGUGACUGGACGGAGCUUCAGCAGGAGAGCCUCAAGGAGAAGAGGUGGUACGCCACGUCGCAGAUCCUCCCCGACGGACGCGUCGUCGUCGUCGGAGGUAGAGACGUUUUCAGCUACGAGUUCUUCCCCAAGAAAAAAGACGACGUGUCGUACCAGUUUAAAUUCCUGGUGGAGACUUUUGACAAGAAGGAGGAGAGCAACCUCUACCCGUUUCUGCAUGUCUUGCCGGACGGAAGCCUCUUCGUGUUUGCAAACAACCGCUCGGUUUUGCUCGACUACGACAACAACCGCGUCAUGAAAGAGUUUCCGGUCAUGCCCGGCCGCGUCGGGAGAAGCUACCCGCUCACCGGGUCGUCGGUGCUCCUCCCGCUGAAGCUAAACGGGUCAGUUCUACCCGACGCCGAGGUUUUGGUAUGCGGCGGAGCAGAGCCUGGUGCGUUCACAUUGGUAAACAAAAAGGAUCCCAAAGAAAAAGUGUACAAGGGAGCCUCCGCCACCUGCGGACGGAUCAGAGUGACGGACCCGGAUCCGAAAUGGGCCAUGGAGAGUAUGCCGAUGCCACGUGUCAUGCCGGACAUGCUGUUGUUACCGACGGGUGACGUGAUCAUUAUUAACGGCGCGAAGAAUGGGACGGCGGGCUGGGAGAACGCGGUAAACCCGGUGCUGAACCCGGUUCUGUACAAGACCCACGAGCCCAAACCGGAAGCCCGGUUCGUUGUAUUGAAUGCCUCCACGGUUCCGAGAAUGUAUCACUCCUCGGCGGUGCUGUUGCCAGAUGGCAGGAUAUUAGUGGGCGGGAGCAACCCUCACGAGAGGUACAACUUCAGACGGGAGUUCCCUACUGAGCUGAACUUGGAGGCUUAUAUUCCGCCGUACCUACACCCCGCCUUCACUUCUCUACGUCCUACGAUCCAGGCCGUUGAAUCAAGGACUAAGACUGUAUCGUACGGUGGCGUUUUGAGGGUUAAGUUUCAGAUUGAUUUGCAUGCAGAGGAUUCUUCGAAGUUUUCGGUGGCGCUCGUAACGCCGUCGUUUACUACGCACUCGGUGGCUAUGAAUCAGAGGAUGGUGGUUUUGGAGAUUGUUAGGUUUAAGCAUUUGUAUAGUAGGUAUAGAAAGCCGUCGGAUAAGUAUGAGUACAUGAUUGUUACUCGCGGCCCGCCGAAGAACACUGUGGCGCCGCCGGGGUACUAUAUGCUUUUCCUGGUUCAUGCUGGAAUUCCCAGCCAGGCUACGUGGGUGAAGGUGCAGUAG